Molecule: messenger RNA, 976 nt
Organism: Epinephelus lanceolatus (giant grouper)
Lineage: Eukaryota; Metazoa; Chordata; Actinopteri; Perciformes; Serranidae
Product: dual specificity protein phosphatase 26-like
Biological process (GO): negative regulation of MAPK cascade; protein dephosphorylation
Cellular component (GO): cytoplasm
Molecular function (GO): protein tyrosine/serine/threonine phosphatase activity; MAP kinase phosphatase activity
Source: RefSeq, a predicted model, not a curated record
CCUGACAAACCUUAGGACACCCUGCGGUGGGUAUAUCUGAGGCGAAGAAGCCUGAGACCACUAUCACCUGUGCCAUUCGUUCUGCCCUGUUAACGCAGUGGUUCCGGACGGCUUUUUUGGAAAUUUAUUUUGAAAAACCUAAGUGGCUACAAGCUGCAGCUACUUUUUUUUGGUUUGACUCUUGUACCGUCUACUUUUAGAGGACUAGAAGUUGCAUCAUAACUUAGGUAAACUGCUGCGUCACCUCAGAGAACCCUGCAGAAAAAGCAAUGUCCUACACAUCCAAACUUCCCGCGUCCUGGAAUGAUAAACCACCUCCUCGGAAAGUCGAAAUUGACCUGAGUUCACCUGGCUUAGCAGUGUUUGAAUUGGAAAGACUCCUGUUUACUGGCAAAGCCAUCAUCAGCCAUGCAGAUGAAGUUUGGCCAAGGCUUUACAUCGGUGACCAAGACAGCGCAGAGAACCAAGCGGACCUAUUCAAGCAUCGAGUCACUCACAUCCUGAACGCAGCCCACAGUAACCGCAGAGGGAAGCCAGACAUCUAUGACUCCAUGCAGAUCACCUAUAUGGGCAUAGACGCUCGUGAUUCCUGUGACUUUGACAUGAGCGUCAACUUCCAGGCAGCAGCAGACUUUAUCCACAGGGCUCUCAGCAGAGGAGGCAAAGUGUUGGUGCACUGUCACGUAGGAGUGAGCCGCUCUGCCACCCUGGUCCUGGCUUACCUGAUGCUGAAGCAGAACCUGACCCUCGUGGAGGCUAUUUGUGCUGUGAAAGAGAACCGGGGUGUCAUCCCCAAUCGAGGUUUCCUCCGACAGCUCAUCAAACUGGACAACCAGCUCUUUGGCAUACAUUAAAUGCUGCCUGGUGGCAUUAUUGUUCAUAUUUCAUGGGUCCAGACCUAGGAAAAAUAUGGAAAAGAUAGUUCUAGUAUAUUUCAUAAUGUGUAAAAGAGUAAAUGCACUGAUUUCAUUUCGUA